Messenger RNA from Megalobrama amblycephala (Wuchang bream), 2397 nucleotides. RefSeq names its product cAMP responsive element binding protein 3-like 3 like (gene creb3l3l). The record is from RefSeq and is a predicted model, not a curated record. Gene Ontology annotation, molecular function: DNA-binding transcription factor activity, RNA polymerase II-specific; RNA polymerase II cis-regulatory region sequence-specific DNA binding. Bases 32 to 1549 code for a protein of 505 amino acids. Gene Ontology annotation, cellular component: nucleus. NCBI's taxonomy places the organism in Eukaryota, Metazoa, Chordata, Actinopteri, Cypriniformes, Xenocyprididae. The transcript has 10 exons. Gene Ontology annotation, biological process: regulation of transcription by RNA polymerase II.
AGACGUGCACGUGCUGACGCGCUUUUACGUGAUGACGCAAUUUUUGCCUCGUUGGAGGGUGAUUUCAUCAGGAACAGCGUUUCAACACAAAGAGAGAAGGCACUUCCUAUUUGUUGUAUAUGUCAACCUAUCUUGUUACGGUACAACAUCAACUGAGAUGUCAGUAAGCGAGGAUAUGGAGAAUGCAGACCUUCUUGGUCUAAUAUUCCCAGAUGAAGACCCAGGAUCCGGUGAUCUGUUCCUCACAGAGGGGAAUAACUUGCUGGAUGAUUUGCUUUCAGGGCAUGAUAUGCUGGAUGGAAUGGAUACAGAGGACUUCCUCAGCAGUCUUCUGGGUGAGGGAGAGGAUGGUCUGUCUGUCAACUACUUGUCUCAGUCUCCUCAUGGCAGUGACAGUGGCAUCUCUGAGGACACCACCCCCCCACACUGCCAAAGUCCACAUGAUGGCAGUGAGACAGACACCAUCCCCAGUCCAGGCCUCGAACCCCUGCUUUAUUCCGAGUGUGUGACGGAGAGCUACGAGGCGCAGGUGGUGCAGACAGACCACUGUUACACCCUCCCACAGGACACAAACGCCCUGCUGAGUGUCCGCUCAGAGAAUCCCGAGUCCGAUGUCUUAAUAGAUGUUGAUGAUUUUGAUGUCAGUAUGGAAGACGACUUCUCCCCUGAGCCACCCUGCUCAUAUAUGAUUGAAGAAUCCACACAGAAUAGCAAACCAGACCACCAGUUCCAAUUCAAGGAGAUUGUUUUGACCGAUGAGGAGAGGAGACUUCUGGCGAAAGAAGGUUCAACCAUUCCAACUCACAUGCCUCUUACAAAGGCAGAGGAACGGACCUUGAAGAGGGUGAGGAGAAAGAUCCGGAACAAGCAGUCUGCUCAGGAGAGUCGCAAGAAGAAGAAAGUUUAUGUUGAUGGUCUAGAAAACAGGGUGGCGAUCUGCACUGCUCACAACCAGGAAUUACAAAAGAAAGUUGAGAUGCUGCAGAAACAAAACAUGUCCCUCAUUGAACAGCUAAGAAAACUGCAAGCUAUGGUGAAAAUGUCCACAAUGAAAACCACCACGACCAGCACUUGUAUUAUGGUGUUCCUGCUUUCUUUUUGUCUGAUCAUCUUCCCCUCAGUCAAUCCUUUUGGCAGCAGCAAUCAGAAAGAGCUCUAUACGUCAUCUAAAUCAAUGUCCCGAUCCCUGCGGUCUUUCCCAGCUAUCAUGAAAGAGGACUAUGCUAAAGAGGUGCCGGAUCAGGAUGUCCUUCUACUGCCUGCUAUAGAGAAUAACCAGGUGCUGCAGUCCGGCGGUCAGAACCACACACCUGACUACCAGCGGGUGGAGCAGUCUGACUCUGAGUCUGGUGUCAACAGCAACUCCUCCUCGGACUUCCCCACCACUGCCCAGUCAGAUCUCAAAGCGGACGGAGCUCUCUCAGAGUCUCACAGGAACUCCGCAGCGUCUCCGGUGAUCUACGACGGGCAGAGCAAAACCAAGGAGAGCUGGAUGGAGCAGAAACCCACGUCGGUUAUAAUACAACAGCACCGGUCAGAUGAAAUGUAGGAAAGCAUCUAAAACGAACCUUGCUUUGUUUUAGAUAAAAGAUUCAGUCUAGCCAUUUCUCUUCAUUGUAGCAUCACAGUCUGACCAUUUUUUAAUUUUUUUUAAAAUUUUUUUACAUGGAUCUACUGUCAUGCUAUAAUAGCACUUUUUCGAUAUCCAGCCAUUAUUGUUUAUUUUCAUCUGCACCAAUGAUGUUUCUUUUUCAAUGGAAACGUGAAGGAGUUAUAUUGUAUUGAACUCUGCAUUGCGUCCCCAUUGAGUUUUAGUACAUUUAGGGAAUGUAUUCAUUUGUCUGUAUUACUUGAGACGUUUUAGGACAUUUGGGCAUCUAGUAAAAUAUUAUUUUCCCUUUUUUAGUAAGGGAACCACAUGCUUAAAGAGAUUCCACUACUGAAAAAUGAUCAGUCAUAGUGACAUGGGAGUGUAUUUAGAAAAGGGAAAAGAAAUUUUUGAUGUAAAGGUUGUUUUCUGCUUGUGCAUUAUUUGUGGCUUAGAACCCCUUCCGUUAAACCGCUGUAAAUUUAGCUUUAAAUGUACCUUUUAGAGGGGGUAUAGUGUUGCACAUAUCCACACAAUAAUAAUAAAGUGUUUAUGUCUAUAUAUGUAUAUACAUAUGAAACAAAUGUCAUGAUCUGCUGUGUCAGAGAAGCAUUUUUACGUCAUUUUUGAUGUUUAUAUUUUGUUUCGUCUCUUGAAAGACUUAUUUUAUUGCAGUCUUUUUUAUUGAUUUCUUUCAAUCUUUGGUCAUAUGAUGCACUGAUGUGUCUAUAAACUUGGAAUGUUCAUAAACUGUUUAUUUCUGUCUUGAUCAUGUUAUUAUUAAUUAAAAAUGAUCAGUUUACUAUAAA